Molecule: messenger RNA, 3129 nt
Organism: Phragmites australis (common reed)
Lineage: Eukaryota; Viridiplantae; Streptophyta; Magnoliopsida; Poales; Poaceae
Product: probable potassium transporter 15
Exons: 10
Coding region: 168-2699 (843 amino acids)
Biological process (GO): potassium ion transmembrane transport
Cellular component (GO): vacuolar membrane; plant-type vacuole
Molecular function (GO): potassium ion transmembrane transporter activity
Source: RefSeq, a predicted model, not a curated record
AGUCGCCAUCGUCAUUCGUCUGCCCCCUCCGGCUCCCGGUUUUCUCUCCUCCACCACCCCACCCCGCCACACGCAACCAGGAAACCAAAAAAAAUUAUACCAAUCUUUAUGUUCCUGUCCUCUCGAUCCGAUCGAGACCCCCCACCCGGCCGUAACCCUACCCCGGAAUGGCUUCGGCGGAGUCGUCGGCGGCCGGCAGCAUGCGGAAGGCGCCGUCGAUGGAGUGGCGGUGGGUGUCCACGGAGGAGGAGGAGGACGACGACGACGGCGGCGGGGCCGGGUCCAGGGGCGCCGCGGCCGUCGGGGUCGUGGGCAGGGGCGGGAGCUUCGAAUCGGAGGAGGAGGAGGAGGAGAAGCAGCGGCUGAUCCGGACCGUGCGGUCCGUGAACUGGUUCGACGUCGAGGGCAACGAGGUCUCCGUCGCGCAGCAGCUCGAGAACUCCGAGGAGUUUGAUUUUGGCAGGACGAUGUUUCUUGCUCUUCAGACUCUUGCUGUUGUGUUUGGACAUAUUGGAAUAGGCCCAUUGUAUACAUUUGACGUCAUGUUUAACAAGUACCCUAUUCUCGGAGAGGAUGAUGUUCUUGGAGCGCUCUCACUAGUUCUGUAUACUCUGAUUUUGAUGCCAUUAGUGAAGUAUGUCUUGGUUGUCCUUUGGGCCAAUGAUGAUGGUGAAGGUGGUAUAUUUGCCUUGUAUUCUUCGAUUUGUAGAAAUGCGAAAGUGGGUCUCAUUCCAAACCAAGUACAGUCUGAGAAGUGGAUGCCAAGUUUCCGACUCAAGCUUCCAACACCAGAGCUUGAGAGAUCUAUAAAAGUAAAAGAGAAACUUGAAUCUUCAUUGUUGUUGAAGAAGUUGCUUUUAGGAUUAGUGCUGUUCGGGACUUCCAUGUUCAUAUCAAAUGGAGUUAUCACACCAGCAAUGUCAGUGUUGUCUGCUGUCAGUGGCUUGAAAGUUGGGGUACCAAAUGCCUCGCAAGAUAUUGUUGUGAUGAUUUCAGUUGCACUUCUUGUAAUGUUGUAUAGUGUACAGAGGUAUGCCACUAGCAAAGUAGGGUUUGCAAUUGGCCCUUUGUUACUUAUAUGGUUUUGCUGUCUUGGAGGAAUUGGCAUAUACAAUCUCAGUCUGUAUGGCCCGGCAGCUUUUAAGGCCUUUAAUCCUCUCUACAUUAUUUAUUAUUUUGGGAGGAAUCCCUUUCAGGCUUGGCUGUCCCUUGGUGGGUGUCUUUUAUGUGCAACAGGAUCUGAGGCAAUCUUUUCAAAUCUUUGCUACUUUCCUGUUAAAUAUGUUCAGUCUAUGUUUGUGCUUCUUGUUCUUCCUUGCCUUGUCUUGGCAUAUCUAGGACAGGCUGCUUUUCUUAUUGCAAACCAAAAUUCAUAUGAGCAGAUCUUCUUUUCAUCUAUUCCAAGUGGAGCUUUCUGGCCUGUUUUCUUAUUAGCCAAUUUGGCUGCACUAAUUGCCAGUAGGACAAUGACAACUGCUAUAUUCCAGUGCCUAAAGCAGUCUAUAGCACUUGGCUGCUUUCCUCGGCUGAAAAUUGUUCAUACAUCUCGGAAAUUUAUGGCUAAGAUAUACAUUCCGGUUGUAAACUGGUUUCUACUGGUUUCCUGCUUGAGUUUUAUUGUGUUGUUCAGAAGCAUAUACGACGUUGGCAAUGCAUAUGCCAUAGCUGAGCUUGGGGUGAUGAUAAUGGCCACGAUUUACGUUACAAUCAUAAUGCUUCUAAUAUGGGAGACCAAUAUUGUUAAGGUAAUGUCAUUUGUUACCGUAUUCCUCUUCUUGGAGCUGAUUUUCUUCUUGUCAGCUCUGAGUAGUGUUGGAGAUGGAGGUUGGGCGUUGUUGAUUUUUGCUUCUGUUCUCCUCAUGAUUAUGUUCAUCUGGAAUUACGGGAGUAAACUCAAGUAUGACAGUGAAGUCAAACAGAAGCUUUCAAAGGAUUUGAUGAGAAAAUUGGGGCCCAACCUUGGUACUAUCAGAGCUCCUGGACUAGGCUUGGUCUGCAGUGAUAUAGUGAAAGGCGUUCCUGCAAUUUUUGGUCAUUUUCUGACCUCCCUACCUGCAAUACACUCGAUUAUCGUGUUUGUGUGUAUCAGGAAUGUGCCAGUGCCUGUGGUUCCCCAAAGUGAAAGGUUUCUUUUCCAACGUGUAUGCUCAAGGGGCUAUCACAUGUUCCGCUGUAUAGCCAGAUAUGGGUACAAAGACAAGAAGCAGGAACACAAUAGCGUAUUCGAGCGGCUCCUGGUAGAAGGCCUCGAAAAAUACAUACAACGGGAGGCAGUAGAGCUAUCCCUACAAAGUGAAGAUGAUAUCGACUCUGAUGAAGAGCCUCCGACCCCUGUAAAGUUUAUCACAGCACCAAAUGGUAGCCUCUACACGCUUGACGUCCCUCUCCUGGCAGACUAUGCGCCUUCAACAGAAGUUAUUCCUGAAGCCAGUUGCUCGACGCCUGAACAAGAUCUGGCAGUGGACUACUCACAGAACCUUGAACUGGAGCUGGCAUUCAUCAAGCAGGCCAAGCAAUCUGGAGCCGUCUAUCUCAUCGACAACCCCAUCGUCAAAGCCAGGAAGGACUCCUGGUUCUUCAAGAAGUUGGUGAUAAACUAUUUCUUCGCAUUCUUGAGGAACAACUGCCGCAGGGCGGUCAUGUCCAUGAGCAUCCCACAGUCGAAUAUGCUGCAAGUGCGCUUGACCUCUUAUGUCUGAAUGCGAAAGUUACCUGUUUUGGCACUGGUUUUUUGUUCAUGCUGUCAUGCCUGUCUAAUGGAGACCACGCUAACCAGAAAAGAAUAAUAGGGGCAAACGGCAAACGGCAAAAGACGAUACUUGCACUCUUGGAUUUAUUCAGAAGAUGACGGCUUCAUUUGUAGGAAUCUUUCCUGUAGAUUUUGUACAAUGUGAAAAGGGUGGUUAUAUCAAUAUGUACCUGAUAGAGUGAACAGGCACAUCACAUAAUGAUGUAUUAACCUGUGUUUUCCUCUGUGAAGCAGAUAUUCUUUUGUCAUGUGCUCCUUGAUUUUGUUAGACAAGAUCUUUGUAGUUGCAAGGUACUAGCCAAAAAUGAUCACUUGUAAGUAUGUUUUUGCCCGUGGAGCAGUGUUCUUACUUUAUCAUCCACUUGCUGUUUCUUUGUCAA